This is a messenger RNA of Miscanthus lutarioriparius, 1329 nucleotides long. NCBI's taxonomy places the organism in Eukaryota, Viridiplantae, Streptophyta, Magnoliopsida, Poales, Poaceae. The record is from the annotation of a GenBank genome assembly.
AUGAAGUCGGUGUACCGGGGCUUCGACGAGGAGCGGGGCGUGGAGGUGGCGUGGAACCAGGCGAGCCCCGCCGACGUGCUCCGUUCGCCGGACGCCGUGCAGCACAUGUACUCGGAGGUGCAGCUGCUGAGCUCGCUCCGGCACGACGGCAUCAUCGGCUUCCACGCCUCGUGGGUGGACGUGCCGGGCCGCAGCUCCAACUUCAUCACGGAGCUCUUCUCCUCCGGCACGCUGCGCUCCUACCGGCUCCGGUACCCUCGGGUGAGCCUCCGCGCCGUCUGGUCGUGGGCGCGGCAGCUGCUCGGCGGCCUGGCCUACCUCCACGCGCGCGACCCACCGGUGAUCCACCCUCUCGUCGUACUCCGCGGCCUGUACAGCGUCACCGGUGAUCCCGAGAUGUACGACGAGGAGUACGACGAGAGGGUGGACGUGUACGCGUUCGGGAUGUGCAUGCUGGAGAUGCUCACCGUCGAGUACCCGUACAGCGAGUGCUCUAACCCGGCGCAGAUCUACAAGAAGGUCACCGCCGGCAGGCUCCCCGACGCGUUCUACCGGGUGGAAGACGACGACGCGCGCAGGUUCAUUGGACGCUGCCUCGUCCCCGUCGCCAGCCGCCCGUCCGCCACAGAGCUGUUGCUGGACCCUUUUCUCCUUGAUCACCACCACCAUGUUGCUGCUGCUGGCACGGUGCCAGUGCCGCCGCCACCGUUGCCAGCUGCUGUUGCCGACGCCGGCGCUCCGCCGCCCUCGACGUGUAGUAGCUCCGCCGACGAUGUCGUCUCGGCGUCAUCGUUGUUGGACGAUGACGACGUGGAGCAUCAUCAGGAGCCACAACAUCCGCCACCGCCGCCGCCACCGCCCAGGAACGUCAUGACCAUCACCGGGAAGCUGAACGCGGAGGAGGACACGAUCUUCCUGAAAGUACAGAUCGCCGACGAGGCGACAGGGCACGCGCGCAACAUCUACUUCCCGUUCGACAUGGCGAGCGACACGGCGGCGGAGGUGGCGCAGGAGAUGGUGAAGGAGCUGGACAUCACGGACCGGGACGCGUCGGAGAUCGCCGCCAUGAUCCAGCAGGAGAUCGGCAGGCUGCUGCCGGGGCGAGCGCAGCAGCAGCACGAGUACACGUACGCGGAACGUGACGACGACGACGACGAAAACGACGAGGAGCGGCCUCCGCCCUUCUGCUGCUACCUCUCCUCAUCUCCCGCCUCCUCACAUGGCUCUCACUGCGGGGUGGGGCCUUACGCCUCCGGAGGAUUCUCUGGUCCACGUGGCGGUGGCUGGUCCAAAGGUAACCUUAGCUACAAAUUUCCUUUUAUAAAUUGA